CGAGCUAAUAAUGACCACCCAAUUGCGGACCUCUAUAACUGCCCAUUCCACACCUUCCCCUAUUCUCUCUCUCUCUCUCUGUCUCUCAUCAUCGUCAAAAUCAUCUUCGUCCUUUUUCUCUCUAAAAAUACUCUCUCUCUCUCUCUCUCUCCCUAUCCUGAAAGACACUUCUCCUACCCCCCUCUGUCUGUCUCUCUCUCUCACAUCCUCAAAAUCAUAUCGUUCCACACAGUCUCUCUCUAAAACUUCAACCAUGCCGGCAACGGACAACCAGGGCUCGUUCCUCAACCGAAUUAGCAUCCGCCGAAACCAGGUGGUUUCGAUGGACGUCAAUCACGAGCAAGAGCUCGAAGAUCUCGAACUCUUCCAGAAACACGUCGUCGAUCGCUUCUCCGAUCUAGUCACUACUCAACCACCACCACCCACCGCCGCUGAUUCCUCCCCGGACUCCGCCUUGAUGCCCGCGGACACCCUCCUCUCCAUCGCCUGGUUCCGGAAACUCCUCGACGCCUUCCUCUGCUGCGAAGCCGAAUUCAAGGCGGUUCUCAUCAUGGGCCGCGAUCCGACCCAAUUCGCCAAACCUCCCUUGGACCGCCUCAUCCCCGAACUCCUGGACCGGACCGUCAAAGCCCUAGACGUCUGCAAUGCAAUCACUCACGGCGUCGAGCUCGUGUGCCACUGGCAGAAGCUGGCUCAAAUCGGCGUCACGGCUCUCGAGCAACGACCAAUUGGAGAAGGACACGUCAGGCGCGCCAAAAAGUCUCUCAACACGCUCCUUACUUCCAUGACUUUUGAUGACAAAGAGAACAAUAGCCACGGCGGCAAGUCGACGGAGCGAUCAUGGUCGUUCGGUCGGCGCGGCGGUGGAGCCUCCGUGAACAAGGACCGAACCGCCGGAACCUUCCGGUCCCUGUCGUGGACCGUCGCGAAAUCGUGGUCCGCUUCGAAACAGAUCCAAGCCAUGUCCUCCAAUCUCGUCGCGCCACGUGGCGGCGAACCGACCGGUCUGGCCCUGCCGGUCUAUAUAAUGAGCACGGUUCUGGUUUUUGUGAUGUGGGCUUUGGUGGCGGCGAUUCCGUGUCAGGAGAGGACUGGGCUUGCGACCCAUUUUCCGGUCCCGAGGCAGUUGGUCUGGGCCCAAGCCAUGAUUGGGCUUCAGGAGAAGAUUGGGGAGGAGUGGAAGAAGAAGGAGAAGAAGGGGACUUGUGGGUUGUUGGAGGAGAUUCAGAGGAUGGAGAAAGUGUCACAGUCUUUGGUCGAUUUCGCGGACAAUUUUCAGUUCCCGGCGGAGGCGGAGAAGGUGGAGGAGGUGGCGGCGCAGGUGACCGAGCUGGCGGAGAUUUGUCAGAAAAUGGAUGAAUUGGUGCCACUUCAGCAACAAGUGAGGGAGGUGUUUCAUAGGAUUGUGAGGAGCAGGGCUGAGGUUCUUGAUGUUCUUGAUCAAGUUGGCAAAAUGUCUACACCAGUUCUCUAUUGAGAGAGAUCAUUCAAAUAGCAAUAAUUGGGUUGUACAUGUGUUUUUGGAGUCACAACAGAGACUAAUGGGUCUGAAUUUUUGGAAAAAAUUAUAAGCGCACAGAAUCUGAAUAUAAAAUUAGGCACAAUUAUAGAGUUUGUCCAGUUUUGUGAUCAGAUUCUAUGUAUAGAAUAGUUGAAAUUUUUCUCAAGUGGGCAUUAACCCGUUUUGGGGUAUAUAAUGUAUUUGUAAUGUUUCUAGGUCUAAUGUUUCAUGGAUACAUUAGAGCCUAUGUAGCAUUGGUGAUGGGUCUGUCUUAGAGAAUUAGAGCUUAAGCCACUAAGGUGGUUUUGAAGCAUUCACUGCUAUUUUUUGUUUUUAUUUUAUUUUUGUGACAUCUACAUACUUUUUAUUAUUGUUUUUUUUUGUUGUCUAUUGUAUUUUGUUAAAAGCAUAAGCUUUUUUUCCCCCUUCAUUUGAAAAGAAAUGUAUAUAGCUAUUUUUAUUU
Messenger RNA from Camellia sinensis, 1964 nucleotides. Its product is annotated as protein ROH1A. NCBI's taxonomy places the organism in Eukaryota, Viridiplantae, Streptophyta, Magnoliopsida, Ericales, Theaceae. The record is from RefSeq and is a predicted model, not a curated record.